AUGGCCAUUGAAAUUGAAAUGGGGGUUGUUGGCGCGCAUACAAUGGUGCACAGCAAGAUGAGUUGUCAUGUUGGAUUUGACCAUUGGAAUAGCCCAAAAGGCGGCGCAAAAUUGGGGAGUGGCUCCCGAAUCGAUCUUCAGAAGCCACGCCACAACGUCAUUGAUCCCUUUUACCAUCAAUGCCUCGCUUGUCGCGUGAGAAAUGCACAAUUUCUAGGUAUCGAUGAUGGACCAAAAACGACCACCAUGGAAUCCGAUGAACUUCCCAAUGGGGCGACGAAGCCAGGCUCGUCCAUCCAAGUUUCCCUCCGCCAUGACCGUACUCUUCUCAUGUUCGUCGUCCAGUCGCUGGUCAGACUGAUGCGUUCUCAGCUUGGAAAUCGCACACUAAAGCACGAGGAUGGCUCCAUCCGACUCAACCCGUCCAAGUCAAAGCUGAGUGGAUGCACACUCCGCGAACACACCGUUUGCGACAUGUACAUAUACGACAUAAUACCCCCGAAUAGACCUGAAAAGCCGUCCAGAAAGCGGAUAUAUUACUUUGCGGGAGGUAGCUGGCAGGAGCCGCCUUCACCACAACACUAUAAGUUAUGCGCAAAGAUGGCUAAAGAGAUGACCGAUACAUCCGUCUCCAUUGUCUCAACUCCGCUUGCACCCAACAAUCCCGCGCCGAGUUCGUUUCCCAUGUGCCUAAAAACAUAUCGCGCUCUCAUGACAGAGGCCGAGAAGGCGGGAGAAAGAGUCAUUCUAGCGGGCGACUCUUCUGGCGCAAACAUUGCACUAUGCCUUGUUCUCGAGGCCCUGAGAGAAGACAGCGAGCACCAACAAAUCGACACGAAGCAGCUUCCACAUCCCAUUGCCAUCAUGACUGUAUGCGCCUCAAUCGACCUGACGCGCAAAAACCCCGACAUCGAUAAGAUUGCGCCCAAAGACCCUCUUCUUACACCCAAGAUCAUUAGACAAACGGCAAAAGCGUGGCGUGGUGACUGGGAUGCUUCCGAUCGCCGGAUUUCUCCCAUUAACGCAGACAUCUCGCUGCUAGCCAAGAGCAACAUCAAAGUCCAUGGCAUCACUGCUGGGUAUGAUGUAUUGAGCCCCGAUGGUAUCAUACUGCGCGAGAAAUGCGCGCAAUCAGGCGUCAAGGGAGAGUGGGUUCAUUGGGAGAAGCAAAUGCAUUGUUUUGUCCUCACUAUGCCGUAUGGGCUAAAGGAAGCCAAAGAUGCGGUCCACUGGAUCAUUGAUAUCCUGAGUAGGGAUUGA
Molecule: messenger RNA, 1260 nt
Organism: Bipolaris maydis ATCC 48331
Lineage: Eukaryota; Fungi; Ascomycota; Dothideomycetes; Pleosporales; Pleosporaceae
Product: alpha/beta hydrolase fold-domain-containing protein
Molecular function (GO): lipase activity
Source: RefSeq, a predicted model, not a curated record